Molecule: messenger RNA, 1770 nt
Organism: Aaosphaeria arxii CBS 175.79
Lineage: Eukaryota; Fungi; Ascomycota; Dothideomycetes; Pleosporales
Product: adenylosuccinate lyase
Exons: 1
Coding region: 164-1597 (477 amino acids)
Molecular function (GO): catalytic activity
Source: RefSeq, a predicted model, not a curated record
CUUGCCGGCUCCUAAAACCCGCCACAAUUUAUCCUUUUGCAUUUUGUUGUUACAUAUAGGCGUUUGAGUUCGUUUUUAGACUUAGUGAGGGAAACUUUGUUGCUAUCCACUUUCCUUUGUGGCCGACAUUGAUCUAAUCAUUGCACCUUAAUCUUCCGUCAUCAUGUUCGUCCUCCAGCGUGCAUCGUUACGUGCCAUUCCGCGUAUGCACGCUGUCAAUGCCGUCACACAGAGACGUACUUUGGGAAGCGUUGGCGCGAUUGAUUCCGCAAUCUUCAGGACCUUGUUUGGUACCGAGGAAAUACGAAAGGUUUUCGACGACAAAGCUUACCUUAAUCGAUGCGUGGACGCCGAGACCGCACUUGCUCGAGCACAGUCUCGGUGCAAUGUGAUUCCUUCACACAUUGGCGACAUUGUUACUUCAAAAUCGAACGGAGCCCAAUUGGAUUUUGAAAGGCUGCGACGGGAGACGGAAAUUGUAGGAUACCCUAUUCUGCCCCUUGUUCGACAGCUCUCGGCGGCGGUUGGUGAUGAGGCGGGACGAUACGUACAUUGGGGUGCGACGACUCAAGACAUCAUGGACCUCGCCAGUAUACUCCAGAUGAAGCAGGGCUUGGAAAUCCUCGAAAAGACGCUUAAAUCUGUCGUUAAGAACCUCGAAGUUCUUUCUAGAAAGCAUCGAGACACGCCAAUGGCUGGAAGAACCCAUUUACAACACGCUCUCCCCAUUACAUUUGGACACAAAACUGCGAUAUGGCUUUCGGGUUUCCAACGCCAUUUAGAGAGACUGGAGCAGCUGAGAUCUCGUGCACUCAUGGUUCAAUUUGGUGGUGCAGCUGGAUCCUUAGCUUCGCUAGGAUCCGGUGACAAUGGCAUUCGGGUACGCAAGGAAAUGGCAAAAGAUUUGGGCUUAUAUGAUCCCCCCAUUACAUGGCAUGUUGCAAGAGACGGCAUCGCCGAAGUCACUAAUUUUCUUGCCUUGGUAGGCGGAAGUCUAGGCAAACUGGCUCUCGAUAUCAUUAUUAUGUCAUCCAAUGAGCUGAGCGAGGUAUCAGAGCCGUUUGUUCCACACCGCGGAGCGUCUUCCACUAUGCCGCAGAAGCGAAAUCCUAUCUCUAGUGAAGUCAUUCUCGCUGCUUCCAAGAUUCUCCGCUCAAACGCUGGACUGGUACUGGAUGGCAUGGUUUCGGACUUUGAGCGGGCUUCAGGGCCAUGGCACCUCGAAUGGGUUGCCGUCCCGGAAAGCUUUGUCAUUGCCGUUGGAGCCCUUAAUCAAGCGGACUUUGCUCUGUCAGGUCUGGUGGUCAACUCAAAGCAGAUGCUCAAAAAUCUCUACUCCACGCGAGGUCUCAUUGUAGCUGAAGCUGUGAUGAUGGGGCUUGCUCCACAUGUGGGACGACAGAAGGCGCAUGAUAUUGUAUAUGAGGCAUGUAAAGAGAGUAUAGAGAACGACUCAAGUCUCUUGGACGCGCUCCAGGCACGCGAGGAGGUGACCAGCAAGAUCUCAAGUGAGGAAUUGAGCUCACUCUGCGACGCGAGGAACUACCUUGGCUCGUGCGGCUUGAUGGUCGAUGAGGUUCUCGCCACUGCGAAGUAGUCAUCACUUGGUUUUCUAUCUCAAGCAUGAUACUCUAUAUUUCAGACAUUACAUUUCAUUUAAGUAACAUGUUCAUCCUGUCAUUUGGCCGUAGACUUCAGAACGCAAAGCAUUCAAACUGCUGAGACAAGGAUGUUUUACAUUUGAAAUGUAUGUACCUUCAUCUAUUUGUA